Molecule: messenger RNA, 2147 nt
Organism: Rhopalosiphum maidis (corn leaf aphid)
Lineage: Eukaryota; Metazoa; Arthropoda; Insecta; Hemiptera; Aphididae
Product: protein rhomboid-like
Exons: 11
Coding region: 593-1876 (427 amino acids)
Cellular component (GO): membrane
Molecular function (GO): serine-type endopeptidase activity
Source: RefSeq, a predicted model, not a curated record
CUAGUCUGGAAACUAUGGUCGGUGCAGUGCGCGCGCGUGCGCUUUCGCGUCCCACGUGUAUGCACGCGGCUCGCGCGACACGAUCACAACAAUAUUGACCUUUGCCCGUCCGCGCGGCCCCUCCAUUUGGCGCGCGCGACGCCUCCCCCGCAGAAGCAGCAGCAGCAGCAACAGCAGCAGUACGUCGCGUUGAACACGACACGCCAGUAAACGCGCGCGCGUGGUGCGUGUAUACUGUGGCAGUGCUGUGUAUUCGUCGGCGCCCGACGUUCGUCAAGCGGUUUCGCGAGAUUCACGCGGUCGCUGUCAUCGUUAUAGUAUUAAUUCGUUAUCGUGCACUAUUGACGUCGUGUCGUCGCGGUAUUCCUAUGAUAAUUAUUCGCAAUCACCGCGGCCGCGUCACCGGAUCGUUUUAUUUCGUUAUCGGCCGAACGCCGCAUCGCGAGUGACACGGCCGUAUUAAAGUCGCUCGACACGUAUACCUCGCACACGUACGGGACACGCAGCGGCUGGCGUACACGGGUCCUCUUCCACUUACUCUCUGCUUCGGAACAGGCCAGCAUCGGGUAAACGUCAAAUAGAAAUAUCUGCGAUGAGAGUGGGCCGAAGAUAUUUUGAACUCAUGGUUUCUGUGAUCAAUCCAUCGUCGGACCUAUACCAUCAUCACAGUCCUUUAGCACCUUUAGCGUCAUUCGACUCAUCUGUUUCUGGGAUCGAAUCGUCCAGCACACAGUCGGAAAAAAAUUGUCCGUUCAAAGACUUUAUAUUAAACGAUAAAUGGAGACGUAUAUUUGAUAAGUACGAUCCUGAAGGUUUUGGUGAAAUUCCGUGGAACGAUUUCUUGAUGUUAUUGAAUUCAUCGGAUUUCGUAAAAUCUAUAUCUCAGGAGAAACGUGAUAUCCUGCUCGAACGAGCUCGCCAAUCAAACACGUCGGCUAUAACUUUUCAAGAUUUCGUCAAUAUCAUGUCCGGCAAAAGGAGGCGGAGUUUUAAAUGUGCCAUUCAUCACAGGGACAAAGAAGUUAACAGCGAAAACGAUUUUCAUAUUAUAUUUCAAGAACCAACGUUACGUCAAAAAAUGGUACGUCUUGUGGCAGAGGAGUUCUUGACGGACGAAAGAGAUAGGAAAUAUUAUGCGGACAAUUAUCGCUGUUGCCCACCUCCACUCUUUAUACUACUCAUUACAAUUUUUGAGUUGGGAACAUAUCUAUAUUACUACUCUCUAACUUUGGGUUCUACACCUGCUCCCGGUGACAUAUGGGCAUCAGUCGCCGCUCCUGUGCCAAUGGACAGCGUGUUCAUAUAUAGACCUGACAAACGACAACAAUUAUGGAGAUUUAUGUUGUACAUGUUCUUACAUGUUGGUUGGGUCCAUCUAAUAUUCAAUUUGACCGUUCAAUUGCUUGUGGGUCUUCCAUUAGAAAUGGUGCAUGGUUCGCUCCGAAUAGGGGUUGUAUACAUGGCUGGUGUGUUAGCAGGUUCCUUGGGUACAUCAGUUUUUGACAGUAACGUGUAUCUCGUUGGUGCGUCAGGUGGAGUAUACGCUCUACUGGCUGCUCAUUUAGCUAACGUUAUGUUGAAUUAUAACAACAUGGAAUUCGGCGUGUUUCGGUUGCUUGGCAUACUAUUCAUCGCCAGCGUGGACGUCGGCUUCGCCGUGUAUUGCCGUUACGCCUUUGAACCGUCGUCGAACGCUCCGCCCGUGAGCUACGUCGCCCACAUAGCCGGCGCGCUGGCCGGUCUCACCAUCGGUUUGCUGGUGUUGAAAAACUUCGAGCAAAAGCUCCACGAGCAACUCAUAUGGUGGUUUGCGCUCGGUGUGUACGCCAUUUGUACACUGUUCGCUGUCGCUUACAACCUGAGCCAUCCCUGUUGAGGAGACCGAUCUACACACGACCUACUUAUAUAUGCAUAAAUAUUAUGUGUGUGUGUGUGUGGCGAAGGAAACGGUGAAGCAGUCCGAAGUUAUGGCCGAGAAACGCAUAUUAUUUAAGCUGGGCGCCGUCUCGUCGCCGAUCUAUAUAUGAUGCAUAUUAUUAUUUUAUUCUUCCGCAUGUAAAAAUCUAUUCGUACUGUCCAAUUUUGUUCGUUUUUUUUCAUUAUUAUUAUUAUUAUUAUUAUUAUUUGUUUUCCUCACCUCGUUUGUA